Messenger RNA from Plasmopara halstedii, 210 nucleotides. RefSeq lists its product as uncharacterized. The transcript has 2 exons. The record is from RefSeq and is a predicted model, not a curated record. Lineage: Eukaryota; Oomycota; Peronosporomycetes; Peronosporales; Peronosporaceae. Bases 1 to 210 code for a protein of 69 amino acids.
AUGUGUAUCGAGUGGCAAUCAACACAGUUCAAUGAACCAACACGAGUUGUACUAAGCUGCGCUGCAGCGGUCAACGCUCCAGAUAUAUUUGCAGAUACUGCCAAUGAGCUCAACGUACCAGCGCUAGUAAUAUUCGGUUGCGCGGCAGUGGUCAGCGCUCCAAAGAUGUUUUCAGAUAGUGUUAGUGAGCUACCGUCCGCACAGAUGUAA